Messenger RNA from Lindgomyces ingoldianus, 880 nucleotides. RefSeq names its product mitochondrial 54S ribosomal protein YmL16. Gene Ontology annotation, molecular function: structural constituent of ribosome; rRNA binding. The coding region runs from base 13 to 768 and encodes 251 amino acids. The transcript is spliced from 2 exons. Gene Ontology annotation, biological process: translation. Gene Ontology annotation, cellular component: mitochondrial large ribosomal subunit; ribosome. NCBI's taxonomy places the organism in Eukaryota, Fungi, Ascomycota, Dothideomycetes, Pleosporales, Lindgomycetaceae. The record is from RefSeq and is a predicted model, not a curated record.
UCUCAUCCCAUAAUGUUUUCUCCCGCGCGGCGACGAUGCGCUCAAGGCGUGAUUGCUGCCUCAAGCCACUUGACAACAUCAAUUCCGUCCUUUCUCCUGCCCGCUUUCCUGCCAAACGCGGCAUCAAGGACUUUUGCGACGACAGCACCAUGUUUCUCCAAGAUUGGUUCCACCCCCCUAUCAAUCCCUCCCGAAGUCACAUUUAAAGUUAUACCACCCCAGGCUCGAAAGGGCAGCCGAAUACAGCCAAUGUCAACCGUUCACGUUAAGGGCCCAUUGGGAGAGCUCUCAAUGGAAGUUCCUGCCUAUGUGAACAUCAACCAAGAUCCCUCAUUGCCAGGCCCGACACUCAGCGUCGAAGACUCCUCAGAUGCGAAACAGCGAGCCAUGUGGGGCACUACCCGCGCCUACCUUCAAAACCACAUACUCGGCGUCAGCGAAGGGCACUCCGCAAUCCUCCGUCUCGUCGGCGUUGGAUAUCGUGCUACCAUAGAGCCCACCGCUACCACUGUCCAGCCCGAAUACCCUGGUCAGCAGUUCGUAAACCUGAAGGUCGGAUACUCCCACCCUGUCGAGCUCGGUAUCCCAGAAGGAGUGAAGGCAAGCACUCCCCAGCCGACGCGACUGCUAUUAGAAGGGCCGGAAAAGGAAGUUGUGAUGCAGUUUGCAGCAAAGAUUAGGAUGUGGAGGAAACCAGAGCCCUACAAGGGCAAGGGUAUCUUUGUCAACGGAGAAACUAUUAAGUUGAAGAACAAGAAGAUCAAGUGAGCGGAUCGUCGUCGCUUGAAUAACCUUGGAAACAUAAGUGUAUCACUUGCGGUGUAUAUUAUAUAUCACGAGUUCCUCGAGGACCAAUCGAUUAAUAGAUAUUCGAUCCUGG